UGGCAGCCCUGUCAGAUUCUGACAGCGCAAAACUUUGUUUUUACUGAAUGCGCAUAGACAGUGUUCAUUUAUUAUUAUAAAUAAUAAAAGAGUUUAAUAAUAAAGGAUUACAAAUGCAAAGCUCUACAAUGGGUUCCCACUUGGAUCCCCAACUCGAGGAUAGAAUUUUGCAUGAAGUGAAGUCUCAAGGCGUCUUUGAUGAAUUUCGCAAAGAUUCAAUGGCAGACGUGGACACCAAGCCUGCUUAUCAGAAUUUACGGCAGCGCGUGGAGAACACAGUGAAAAAAUUCCUUUCUGAACAACAUUGGACACCGGAUAUGAAUAAAAACCAACUGCGUGAAAGACUGCGGAGACAUAUAAGCGAGUCUGGGUUUUUGGAUGUUGGAGUCGAACGUAUCGUGGAUCAAGUUGUGAACCCGAAAAUCGGAACAGUUUUUCAACCGCGCAUCGAAGAGAUUACCUAUAAAUAUUUAGGCUUACCCCCGCCACCGACCAAACACGAACCGCCGCCACCGAUCAUGCACCCCUUGCCUCCAUUGCCGUUGAGCGGGCCACCACCAUUGAAAAUAGAAACGAGCAGCCUAUUACCAACUGGACUAGAGCAAGUUAGUCCUGAUUCCGAUAAAGCUACCGUUAAGUCAGAAUGCCGAGAAGAUGAUAAAUCUAUUAUGGAUAUGGAUGUUGAUGCUGAUGAAAAAUUAGCAGAGGACGAUGAUGAAUCACCUCCGUUCGAACCAUUAGUGAAGUGUGUGGAGAACAGUAAAACUAUUAAAGCAGAACUGGUUAAAAAUUCCGAGGAAGUAGUUGAUAUGAAGUCUCCGACUUACGACAUUAAGAUUGAACCGAUGUUGGACGAAAAAACGGGAGAAGAACCAUUUGGUAACGUAGAACUUAAAGAUCCUGAAAGAAAAGACCCUAGUUCAAUAAAUAUUGAUACUCUGAAAAACCCUACUUCAUCAUUUGAAGCGGAUGCUGGAAUAUCGCAAUAUUCUCAGUUAUCUGCGGUAUCGAGUGAUAGUCGCAUCUCUGAUGUAACCGCAAACGCAUCCCAUAGCUUUACCGACACAUCAAAUACACAUAACCCACCGCAAACACAUUCAGAUCAAAUCGAAGUAGUGAUGGAAUUAGCUACGGCAAACAUAUCGGAAGAAGCACAAAUGCCGAAAUUCAACGAAAACUCCUGUGAGAUGGCAACAGCAAAGGAACCAGCAUCCGACCUGCAUUUCGAUAUUAAAAAAGAUGGGAUUAAAUUUGAAGGCACUGAACGUAAAUCAAGUAGGUUGCAGCAAGAAGGUGAUGGUAGCUCAGUAAUUGUAGAUGAGGCUCUUCCGAGGCAAGUGGCUACGCCAAGUGUUAAUUUGGAAAAUAAAGAGCCACCACAUCAUUUCGGCAAUUUAACGAUUGAUACAAUUCUCGAACAUAAAAACCAAACCACGGAUCCGACCACACCGACAGCAACGCCCACUCCAACUCCUCAUGACAGUAGUUUCGGUUCUUCACUUGAGGAUUUAAAUUACCAGCCAUAUACAGAACAAUAUGAGGAUCGAUUAAAAAAUGAAUCUACCACCGCGGUGGAAUCAGCAUUGACAAAUAUCGUGCAAGGGCAAAUCGAUAAAAAAGAACUCAGUUCUUCACAGAAUCGCGGAUCAUCUUCGUCGUCUUCCCGCCACAAAAAGCACUCAAAAGAUAAGCGGCGUUCACAUGACCCAAAAGAAAAGUAUGGAAGUAAGGAGAAGAGUAAGAAAAGAGAUAGAAGUAGAGACAAAGACAGGGGUGAAAAAGAUAGGAGCCAUAAAAGUAAGCACAGAGACAAAGAAAGAAGCACGGAUAAGCACAGGGAACGAAGUGAAAAGCAUAGGAGCAAGAGUAGCCAUAAGAAUAAAGAAAGGUCAAGUAAACACAAUAAGCACAACAAGAGCAAAAACGAUAGCCUAGAGCGUAGCAGCAGCUCAAAGCGUUCCAGCUCUUCCACAGCUCGUUCUCAUGACACAAGCUCCAGUAAACACGAAAAGAACAGUACACCAUCUUCCAGCUCCUCUAGUCGAUCUGAUGGUCACGAAGCGCGACGCGAGAAGCGCCAGUCUGAUGGAAAGUCUCAUCGAAGGACAUCCAAAAACAGAAGUAGCUCAAAAAAAGAUGAUAACAAGUCAGGAACGCCAAAAAAUGAAAUUCUUGUUGAUGAUCACAACAGUGAAAAGGUCAAAGAUCAGAGACGCAAGUCAACCGAUUCGAAUGAUGAAGGUAAAAGUGGAGGUGGACAUAAUGAUGGAAGCCAGCGUGUAUGUGAGAUCCUAAAUUAUUACCAGGGUAGCUGUGAUAAGCAGCAGAGUCAACAGAAAGAAACGAAUGGCACAUCACCAAGCUCACAGAGUCCAAAAGGGAAAUCUAAAGGUUUCGCUGAUAAGCGCACAGAGGACUCGAAUAUUACAAUUGAAACGUGUAAUGCUGGAAGUGCAAACAAAAUUAUCGAAAAAACGCACCGGAAUAUGGUUUUCAUUUUAAAUGAUAUGCUGGAGAAUCCCAAUAUAAAUUUCAUUGAUCUGGGACCGUCAGUGACAACGUACUCAGUCAGUUCAAGUACUCCUACGGCGGAUAUUGCGCUGCCAAAAAUCGCUGAUACGCCAUCUAAGAUAGCUGAGACAGCACUGGAAAUAGAAAAUACCCCACCUAAAAUUAAUAUGAGCCCACAGUUGUCCGAAAAAAUCUCGCCUGCCACUAGCAGAAACUCUAUGCUCUCGCCUAAAAACGAAAAAGAGCAAUUACUAUUUUUCGACGAAACAAAUGCACAGUUUUGCAAUCGUUUGCGUCUACUGGAUAACGCAAUGGAUCGAUGCCGCCGUGUGGUUAAUAAUUUGCGUUUCGAUUGUGCCAAUGAACUGUGCGAUGCAUUUGAAGAACAGCAAAGUACAAGCGAACCAGCUGCUAAGGUAACUGCGCAAACAUGUGCUACACUUAGAAUCGAUUGCGUGCCCGCGUACGCAAUAAAUGAUUGCUGUGGGAGUAGUGAAAAAAGUGGUAAUAGUCCGGUUGGAAACAGCGUUUACGAAAAUGUUUACGAAUUGCAUGGAAAACGUAAACGGGCUAACAACGGGGAAAGUAAACCUUCGCCAACACCUUCGGAUGCAAGUGGGAAUUCGAAGGAGAAUAUGGCGCUGGACAAAAAUGAUGAUAUGGUGAAAUGUGUUCGCCGUAACGCGUCUUUAAAUAAAUUGAACCAACAACAGCGUUAUAACAGCGAAGAUCUGUACAAACCGAGACCCGUUCUAAGUCAACGCUCGCGACGCAGAGGUAUGGACGCUUUAAUCUAGAAUCUAGAUGAUAAUGCGAAUUUGUAAUAGUUUAAAAAUACCAAAAUAUACCGCAACUAUUUAUAUACUAUGUUUGAAUAAAAACGAAUUAUAUACACAUACAUCACUAAAU
This is a messenger RNA of Rhagoletis zephyria (snowberry fruit fly), 3420 nucleotides long. RefSeq names its product biorientation of chromosomes in cell division protein 1-like 1. Gene Ontology annotation, biological process: replication fork processing. Gene Ontology annotation, cellular component: Set1C/COMPASS complex. Lineage: Eukaryota; Metazoa; Arthropoda; Insecta; Diptera; Tephritidae. The record is from RefSeq and is a predicted model, not a curated record.